Orussus abietinus is the source of this 566-nucleotide messenger RNA. It is a transcript of the gene SmF, whose product is annotated as small nuclear ribonucleoprotein F. The transcript has 2 exons. The record is from RefSeq and is a predicted model, not a curated record. Gene Ontology annotation, molecular function: RNA binding. Gene Ontology annotation, cellular component: U1 snRNP; catalytic step 2 spliceosome. The coding region runs from base 94 to 360 and encodes 88 amino acids. Gene Ontology annotation, biological process: mRNA splicing, via spliceosome; spliceosomal snRNP assembly. NCBI's taxonomy places the organism in Eukaryota, Metazoa, Arthropoda, Insecta, Hymenoptera, Orussidae.
UAUAGAAUCAUAAUUAAUGGUCGGCAAAAUUGCGGCACGCCGACGUGUUUACAUUUCAUAUUUUUCGUUGUAAUCGUAUAAAAAUCCAUCGCAAUGGCUGCGACUAUGCCUAUAAAUCCAAAACCAUUUUUAAAUGGAUUGACUGGAAAACCUGUAAUGGUAAAACUCAAAUGGGGACACGAAUAUAAAGGUUACUUAGUAUCGGUCGAUGGAUACAUGAAUUUGCAACUUGCGAAUACUGAGGAAUUUGUGGACGGAAGUUGCACUGGUAAUCUCGGGGAAGUUUUAAUAAGAUGUAACAAUGUGAUGUACAUAAGAGGAGUAGAGGAAGAAGACGAAGAAGGAGAGAUGAAGGAUUAGCGAAUUUAACAAAUAAUUUAACAUGCUUUCAAACGCUUGCUAAAAUAAAUUAAGGAGUAUCAUAUGUAAUAAACUUUGAAGUAAGUUAUAUAUGUAUAAGUUACAUUACUUGAAACAUACCAUUGACGACAAAACUCAAUAGAAGUAAUUCUUAAAAAAGAACCGAGAGCUGUAAAAAUCAGUUUAUUAAAGAAUUUUCUAUAAAA